GAUCCGAUGAUCUGAUGACUCAGAAGUUCAUCUGGUUUAGUGUCUGGGUCGGAUUUAAAAACAUUGAAGCAAUCUAAUCAUGUAUCAGAAAUGAUGGUCAUAACUGGUUAUUCCAAUUGUGAUUUGUUUAUUAACGUGUAUAAACCAAACCGGGUAAAAUGACUUAUUUAGAAAAAAUGUUAGGUUCGAUAUAGGCAUAUUUUUAAACACAGAUAUGCAUCGUAUGUGAAUCAUUAAUGAUGCAAAUAUAUGUUUGUUAACUGAAUCUUAUUUGUAGGAGUAGGUAGUUAUUAUUGUAUCAAAUAGAGUGAUUUAGUAAGGCAUAAAUGUUAUUAAAGAAUAGAUGAAUUUGGACUUUCUAGGAAGGGUUCAUUUUUAAAAAAAUCACACAUGAAUUAAGAUUGUGACUUCUGUUUUAAUAUAUAAGAUUACAUGUUGUAAAACAAAAAUAAAUUUUUUUAAAAAAAUUAAUGAAUGCAAGACAAGUUGAUUUUUUUACACUAAACUUUAGCAAAAAAUUGAGCACUUAGGUAUAUAUGGUUUUAGCAAAUAACUAAUAGAAGUGUGAAACUUGAAAAUUAUAUUUUACUGUUCGAAACUUCAAAACAAAGAGAAUAAUUACUUAAAACCAAAAACAGAGAGGUCUAUUUAUAUAUAUGCUUCUCUUCCCCAUUCAAGACACCAUUCUAAAAAUAAGUGAGAAUUGUGCGAAUUAGAGAUUAUCCCUCAAUACUUCGAUUGAAAUAAUUCCUUUUCACUUACAAUCAUUGUAGCUCUUCUUCUCGAUCAUAAGGUGAACAACUGAGGCGAUAUCGGAUUGUGGACUGAGAUAACUUAUGGGGAGGGCGACGUGGUUCGAAGCUGAUGGGACGAAGAGAGGAGAAUGGACGGAGGAGGAAGACCGCAAACUCGUCGCUUAUAUCGACGUAUACGGCAUCGGUGACUGGCGUUUUCUCCCUCACAAAGCUGGUUUGCAGAGAUGUGGAAAGAGCUGCAGAUUAAGGUGGCUUAACUAUCUAAGGCCUGGCGUCAAGAAAGGCAAAUUCACUACUCAAGAAGAACAAGUCAUCAUCAAUUUUCAUUCUAUUCUCGGGAACAGGUGGGCAACCAUAGCGCAGCAAAUGCCGGGUCGAUCAGACAACGACAUCAAGAACCAUUGGAACUCUUGCCUUAAGAAAAGACUCGAGAGAAACGGAAUCGACCCAAUGACCCACCAGCCAAUCAUCAACCUCGACGUCAAAACACAGUCGUUUAACACAGAUUGCGGUAGCUCUUCCUGCUCGACGGCGAGUCCAUCUUCUUCUUCCUUCUCCUCCAGCUCGGCCCGUCUCCUUAACAGGAUCGCCACUGGUAUCUCAUGUAGACAACACGGUGUCGACAGGAUCAAGAACAUCUUGUCGGAUCUGACAAUCACAAGCAUUAAUGGUGAAGAAGAAGGGUUCGAGCAGCUGAAGAUAGAUCAUGGGAAGAUGUUAGCUAAUGAUGAUCAAGAAGAUGAUUUUCUGAUGUGGGACGAAGAAAAAACGAGACAUUUCAUGGAGGAGAUUGGUGCAAUGGAUUUCCACACGAAUGGGGGCUAUAAACCUAGUUCAUCAGCACAGUAUGGUGUUUAUGAGACUGGCCUACUUGAUGAUCAUCUUAUUUGAUGAAUCGAUGGUUACUGUGUGAAAUUAAUAAUAAUAUUCUCUCUGGAUCCAAAAAAAAAAUAGAUAAAAAGGAAUAUUAUUCAUAAAUAUUGUACCGACCAAGAGAAUAAUUUCCAAAAAGUCACGUCUCUAUAUUAUAUAUAGAACAUGGGUGCAGUGAAACAAAACAUGAAACUUCAUGAGUUUGUCAUGUUCCACUAAUAGUGCAAUGAAUGAUAUGGAUGAUCGUGAAUAAAAUCUUAUGUAGUCUCUUUUA
Messenger RNA from Brassica napus (rape), 1902 nucleotides. Its product is annotated as transcription factor MYB8-like. The coding region runs from base 837 to 1646 and encodes 269 amino acids. Lineage: Eukaryota; Viridiplantae; Streptophyta; Magnoliopsida; Brassicales; Brassicaceae. The transcript has 3 exons. The record is from RefSeq and is a predicted model, not a curated record.